UAAACCAAAUUUUGAGCCAUUUUCCAAGGGGAUAAUUUCUAGACGUGCCUACUGCCUAUUGGCAAGGUGAAUUUUGAAUCAGCCACCCUAUCCCCUUCUCUCCUCCUUUGUAGAAAAAAUUUGACCCAUUUGUCUUGGUUUCUUAACCAAGGAAACUAUAGCAAAAAUUCAAAACUAUGGAUGGUUUUAUCCCUUAAUUCAUUGUUACUUGCAGAACCUUUAGCAUUAAUUAUUGUAGCAGGAGGAGAGAUUAUGGAGAAGAAAGGGACAGUAUUGAUGCACAGGUUUGAGCUUGGGCGGUUACUCGGGCAAGGGACAUUCGCCAAGGUUUACUAUGCCAGAAACCUGACAACAGGCCAAAGCUGCGGCAUUAAAGUUAUCGAUAAAGAGAAGAUAAUGAAGGGAGGUUUGAUAGAUCAAAUCAAGCGUGAAAUCUCAGUUAUGCGCCUUGUUAAGCAUCCCAAUAUUGUUCGGCUCUACGAGGUCAUGGCUAGCAAGUCCAAGAUAUAUUUUGUAAUGGAAUAUGUUCGAGGUGGUGAGCUUUUCAACAAGGUUGCCAAAGGGAAGCUCAAGGAAGAUGCCGCCCGGAACUAUUUCCAACAAUUGAUUGCAGCUGUUGAUUAUUGCCAUAGCAGGGGGGUUUAUCAUCGGGAUUUGAAGCCUGAGAAUCUCCUCCUGGAUGAAAAUGGGAAUCUGAAGGUUUCGGAUUUUGGAUUGAGUGCCUUGACAGAAUCAAGGAGACAAGACGGCCUUCUUCACACGACUUGUGGAACUCCAGCCUAUGUUGCACCAGAAGUUAUCAACAAGAAAGGCUAUGAUGGAGCCAAAGCAGAUAUUUGGUCAUGUGGGGUCAUUCUUUACGUUUUGUUGGCAGGUUUUCUUCCUUUUCAUGAUGAGAAUCUAAUGGAAAUGUAUAAAAAGAUAUGCAGAGGAGAAUUCAAAUGCCCACAAUGGUUUCCUCCGGAAGUUCGGAAGCUUCUUUCAAGGAUUCUUGACCCCAACCCAGGCCAAAGAAUCACGGUGGCUAAGCUCAUGGAAAACAGUUGGUUCAGGAAAGGAUAUAAACAUAUCGAUACCCCACCACCAUCCCCUCACGCUCGUAGCUUAGACUUGUUAAUUAGCGAUGUUCAUGCUGCUUUUGACUCGUCAGGUUGUGAAAACAGUUAUCAGAAGGGAGCAAGAGUACCAAGAUGCCCUGUCAAGCCUAGCUAUUUCAAUGCUUUUGAUAUUAUAUCUCUUUCACAAGGUUUUGAUUUAUCAGGUUUGUUUGAGAAAGAUUUGAAUCAAAGAGAUUAUUCACGAUUUACGACUAGAAAACCAGCCACAGAUAUCGUUUCUAAAUUUGAACAAAUAGCUCAGACCGAAAGUUUUAGCAUGAAGAGCAAGGACGGAAAGGUAAAAUUGCAGGGCAGCAAGGAAGGGAGAAAGGGACAGCUCGCUAUAGAUGCUGAGAUUUUUGAAGUCACGCCUUCUUUUUAUGUGGUCGAGAUGAAGAAAACCGCCGGGGAUACUUUGGAAUAUAAAAAUUUCUGUAACCAAGAAUUGAAGCCUUCGCUGAAUGAUAUAGUGUGGACUUGGCAAGGAAAUGAGCAGCAAGCCAGCAACAAUUAUAGCCAGAAACUGCUUUGAAUCUUCUUUUUUCCCUGGAUAGAAGGGGAUUUCUACAAUCUUUUUCGUUCAAAUAUAUAU
Durio zibethinus is the source of this 1689-nucleotide messenger RNA. RefSeq names its product CBL-interacting serine/threonine-protein kinase 20-like. The record is from RefSeq and is a predicted model, not a curated record. Gene Ontology annotation, biological process: signal transduction; protein phosphorylation. Gene Ontology annotation, molecular function: ATP binding; protein serine/threonine kinase activity. NCBI's taxonomy places the organism in Eukaryota, Viridiplantae, Streptophyta, Magnoliopsida, Malvales, Malvaceae.